This is a messenger RNA of Vitrella brassicaformis, 1441 nucleotides long. The record is from the annotation of a GenBank genome assembly. Lineage: Eukaryota; Vitrellaceae.
UGAAUUUCUCGUUCCGAUGAGCUUAGGCGCGGCGCAGGGGCCGCUGCUCCGACCGAUUUGGAAGAAACGAUGAACGGCAGAAGCGAAGGAGCCCUCGCCCUCUGUCAAUGUCGGUGGUCAAGGCGGCGGCAUCACCUCUCACGUCAAGCGGCAGAUGGCACUGGUCAAGGGGGAGGUCAGCAGAAUCAACAAGGAGAUCGCUGCGGCCCGUCCUCAGCGCUCUGCUCGACAAGGCCUUCCCUCGUCGGUGACUGCCCGUCUGCUCACCUGUGUUUAUCUGAAUGUAAGCUGGAGGGAAGGGGACAACAUCACGACGCAGCAGUCGCUCUUUUGCCCUCUUAUUCUGUGUGAGUGCGUGUGGGUGCAUGUGACAGGUUUGACGAGUAGCUGCCGCUGCUUGCUGCUGAAGUACUCUGGUAGGUCUGCUCGCCACGGUGUGCGCAAAGGCUAGUGCUUUCUAUGCAGGCGGUCAUGUGUCGGAUCUGCAUAGUGACUUGGAAGUUUGGGCGGCUGGAUGGUGCUUCCCCUCGGGCUGGGCACUAUCGCCGUCGGGCGGGCGCUACCGGCUACGUGCCCACAGCCAACGAUCUGGUCAUGUUCGACUGGCGCGUGUGGCGUGACGGAUUCGAGGGGACGGGCGCGUGCAGCAUCCCUGAGGGAGGAAGCCUGUCACUUGGUGAGGCCGUCACAUGCAUUUAUGCACGUGAGCGGCAUGCAUGUAUGUAUGUAUGUGCAUAUUUCAGGGAUCCCGAUGGCAGCGGUGCCACGUUGCGGCGUCCAGAGAGCAGCCACAUUGGCCAUGCUGGCACGCCUCGGGAUGACACCGACAUUGCCGACAGGUACGUGAUCACGUACGCAUGGACAGGACACGCAGACAGAUACAUAUGUGACACAUCUAACUGGCGUGCGCCUUUGCAGGGUUGUGGUUGUCGGUGUGCUGGAGGACCUAUCCCGUCCGGGCGAGUACUUCUACGAGCUGGACGCGUUAGUGCCCUUCAUCUGCCCCCCGACAUCUGCCGCACAAGCGUCAACUUCUCCACCACAGACAAGAAUGGUCGCAGAUUACUGGUUGCUAACAUACAAUUGAUAGAUUUGUAAGGAGAAUAUGAUCAGACAGGCAGGUAUCGGCUCAGACAGACAGACUGGCACAUGAGGAUGAUUUUGUGCACGCAUGACACAAAUCAAUUGCCAGGAACGUGUGUGCAGCAGCGCUGCUCACAUCAGCGAAUGCAUGGGUUCAGUAGAUAAAUGUAUCAGUAGGUGAUUUCUUUGUGGCGGUCAAAAUUUGUCACUUGUUCUGACUCUCAGUGAUCUUACAUUGCAGUGGUGCGUGUCGUGCAUGAGCGACGGAGUAGACUUAGCGGUGGUGUUCGUGUGAACGGAGUGCUCUGUAUGGUGGCCAGAAUGUUUGAAAGAGUGGUUGAGUGCACGCGUGAAUGAC